AGUCUGUGUCCACAUCGACUUGUAACCGAUAGCAGAGGCACAGUUCUUCGGUAUCCCACUCAAGUCCAGAAGGCAGUCUCUUUUCGGUCCUUCAGUGAGUCACAGCAAGUUUUGCGGACGCGUUAAAGGACAAACCCGGGUGCCUCUCCGUGUGUGAGCACCACCAAAUGUACUUCUUUUUUGUUUUGGCCUCGCUGAUGGCUGCCAGUGGACCGGCGCUGGCAUACCUAUCAGCGGGCUUGAAGGAUCAGCUACUGUCGGACGUGUUGCUGCGUGAGAUAGUGGAUCGCAUGGGCAAGGACAUCGCCGAGGCGGCCGAUUCCUACAUCGACCCGAUGGACGAGUUUCCUGGACGGCUGGCGAUGAUGGCCCGGGCCAGCAAGGACCUGGAAUCGGAACAACUGGACUACGAUGCGCUGCUGGAUGGUAACCCGAAUCCGUCACCGCGGGAUCAGGAAUACCUCCAGCAUAGUUCGCUCUGGGGACAUCAGUAUGUGUCCGGUGGAGCUGGAGAAGGUCCUCAUCAUCCGAAACCGCAGGUGAAGACCGAUGCCAGCCUACCGGCUUACUGCAAUCCGCCCAACCCAUGCCCGGUGGGAUACUCGGAAGACCAAGGAUGCACGAUGGAUUUUGAAAAUACGGCCGCCUUCAGUCGGGAAUACCAAGCUGCGCAGGAUUGUAUGUGCGAUGGUGAACACAUGUUCAAUUGCCCCACUCAGCAGCAGAGCGAUGCGGGAUCGCAGAUGGAUUCGGAUCUGGAAAGCUUCAUUGCGCGGCAAUUCCACACCCAGGAGCAUAAGAGUUUGGUUGCGAAGAAGUUCCACGUAAAGAAGAGCUCUAAUCCGUUCCUGGAGGGCGAGAAGCUUCCCAUCGCCGCCAAGAAGGGUUUCAACGUGAAGCACUAAGCCCAUGAAUUCGCAGUCCCAGCAGCUGAGGGUAGCAUAGGGAUCCAAAGUCGACAGCAUGAUCCUAAUCAUAUCGCUACCAACGUCCGGCAGGCACACUGAAAAACGAUCAAACCGAUGACGAACAACUGGCACACUCUAAUCAACGGACUACGGCACAAGUACAUCUAGGCAAGCAUCUAACGAAUUCAACCAAAUUUCAAUACUAUUAUGCAAAUAGCUGUAAAUUCACCAAGAUGGAAACAUGAGCGCUGCUACUGGCAGUUGAUCGCGAGCAGUAGCAAUUCGAGAGAUGAUUAAGAAAAAAAAACCUUAAUCUAUAUUGUCUCAGCACACAAAUUCAGUCUGAAUAACUUCAAAUUUCCACUCAAACUCUCUAUACCUCUGACUUCCUCCGAGAUUUUAUGCACACGCAAAAGAAGCGUACUUGAGCAGUGCAGAAGCUUUUUCUCAGACUGCAUUACCAAAAACCAAAUCAACAAUUAUGGAUCAUUAACUAGGUGUUAGGUAACCGAGGUAGCGUUCAGAAGGUGGUAUUUUUUACAAUUUUUCGUGAUAUGUUUACCCAAUAUAUAUAAAAAGAUAGUUACUCCACGUCAUAGCUACAGAUUCAGAUGAUAGAGAUAAUUGUGUAUCAUUAGUGACUCUAAUAUAACCUUAUGAAAACUGGACGAUCAGCCAUACAAAAGUGGAACUGAAUCACCAUGCUUUUUGUUGAAAAAGAGACAUAAGGUCGGCGCAGAAGUCGAACAAAGCCAGUGUGUGUAUUUAAGGAUGCCUUACGACCCGUAACUUAUUUACGGUGAAGGCAGUGCUCGGAUCGGAACAGGUGAGGCCCCUAUAGUCUGAUGUCAGAGGAAAGUGUAUGAAUUUUAAGUUGAAGGAAAAGGUGUAAUUUAUGUUGAAUAUAGACAAAAAUCGAAGUGUUGAUUGUAGAGGAAGAAUCUCGAUUGAGGUAUAGGGGCCCCAUGCUAGCGAUUCAAGUAGUAUGCGUGUCGAAAGCUUCACGUAUAGAUGGCAACAUCGUGAAAAGAUGGUAAAACGAAACUUGCAAAGAAGCUCUCUUUUCGAUAUGAACUGCAAAGACAUAUCAUGGAUAAAAGCUUCGCUUAAGAUACAACAAACUGAUGUGAGUUACCAGCGUAACGCAUAUUGAAUGUUCGACGCUUUUUGGAAGCUGCUAAAAGGUCUCAGCGUUCGAUAUCGAGACGAUCGCACAUGCUUGGAACUAUUGUAUGAUUAUAUAGAUUCCACAGUGCAAAUUGACUAUUGAUGUUUUCGAUCUUCAAUUAACGAAACAGGUAAAAAUGUCGAGCUGUAAAAAGCUUUAAAACGUUUUCAAUACAAAACUAUAAAUAUAUACAAAAUGAGGCAUUUAUUUUAUCAGAUAUAUUUGAAUCUAUAUGUAAUGUUUAUGAAUAAUAAGCAACGUUGUUUUUAAAACAUAAUCAGUAUGGAGCAUACAACUGCUUCAUUUGUACACAGAAAACAUUCAAAACACGUAAUUCGUUGAAAUAACAUUCCAAAAACGAAAACCAACAGAGAAUAACGACCACAACCAAAAGUCAGCCAAACCAGACUAGAAAUUUGACUAUAACUUCUUCGCGCGAGUGUGUACGUUUGGGAAGGAAACUCGUCUUUGGUUCGUAUUCAAAUGGCAACACCAUCUUGUAGUUUGGGUCCUCUUAGAUGGACCCCGAAUCGGACCCAAGACUAGUCGAAAACGUACGGAUUAUCAAAUACUGUUGAAGAACAUCAUCAACAAAUUGACUAAAUAAAAAAAGUGUUUCGGAUAAUAAAACAUAAUAAUGAUAAAAUCAUAGAAACCGAACGACAAUAUAAAAUGUGCAGCCCUAAUCAAGCAUCAAAUGAACAUCUUUGCAAACUGAAUACCUAAAAACAAUCAAUCUCAUUGCUGCAAAACAAAAAAUGUUAAAGCUUAACCAAGUCUCCUUACUCACAAAAAAAUGCUUAUGAAAAUUUCAAAGUGCAUCAAAGUUAGAACUUAAACCAUACCUUAUGAGAGCAGCAACCACAUCAGUGUUAUAAAGCAUCCUAUCCCCCUUAGCUUAGUAUCCGUAAUGACAAUUGAUUAAGAAAAUUUUCCAAUCCAGUCCUUGGUUGCCCCCCAAAAAUGGAAAUUGGUUAACGAAUGGGUUGGUUACCAAAUGGAGAAAAAGGCAUGUAAUAAUUGUUGAAUAGAGCCAAAACCAUAUGUAUUAUGCAACUCACAAGUAUUCUUAUUGGCAACAUUAUUGCAAACAAUCCCGCACAUUUGAACAAUGUGCUUAGUAGCGACGGUAAACCAUUUAAUGGAACGUAUGUAAUGAGAUUAAAAAAAACAUAUAUACUAUAUAUUUACUGAAAGUCCCCCUUUGUCAUAACGCAGAGUUUUAACUAUCAAACAAGUAAAUCAAAUAAAAGAGGUGAACCAUCUCGAAUCAAGUAUAUUAUAUUCCACCUAAAUCUAUGCGAAAUAAAACAAAAUGAAUGUAGUAUUUCUGCAAACAA
This is a messenger RNA of Aedes aegypti (yellow fever mosquito), 3416 nucleotides long. It is a transcript of the gene 7B2, whose product is annotated as neuroendocrine protein 7B2. Gene Ontology annotation, molecular function: enzyme regulator activity. Gene Ontology annotation, biological process: neuropeptide signaling pathway; regulation of hormone secretion. The coding region runs from base 168 to 905 and encodes 245 amino acids. The record is from RefSeq and is a predicted model, not a curated record. The transcript has 3 exons. Gene Ontology annotation, cellular component: secretory granule. NCBI's taxonomy places the organism in Eukaryota, Metazoa, Arthropoda, Insecta, Diptera, Culicidae.